CUCUCCUCCUUUUCUCAUCCACUCGAGAGUCGGCUUCUCGCGGCGGAGCCAACUCCAUCGGCCACCAUGAUCAUCUACAAGUGCAUCGUCACCGGUGACGAGUUGUUCUCGGAUAUCUACAAGAUCAAAGAAUGCCACAACGGGCUGUACUACGAGGUGGAAGGGAAGAUUGUCAGUAGAACAGAAGGUGAUAUUGAUGACAGUUUGAUUGGGGGUAAUGCUGCUUCUGAAGCUUGCGAUAUUGAGUCGUUGGAGUCCACAACAGUUUCUGGUGUGGACAUUGUAUUAAACCACAAUCUUCAAGAAACAGGAUUUAUAAAGGAUACAUACAAGCAGUACAUCAAAGAAUACAUGAAAGUACUGAAAAAGAAACUUCAAGAGUCCAAACCAGAAAGAGUUGAAGCUUUCACUACAGGUGCUACAAAUCUAGUUAAGGAGAUCCUAGGCAAUUUCAGAAAUUAUCAGNUUUUUAUAGGAGAGUCCAUGAAUCCAGAUGGUAUGGUGGCAUUGCUGAACUUCCGUGAAGAUGGUGUUACUCCAUACAUGAUAUUCUUCAAGGAUGGUUUGGAGGAGGAAAAAUGUUAAAUCUGCUGCACUUCUGCAGUUUUAUCAUGUUGAAUUCAUCGACGCUGAUGGCCUGCUGCUCACCUUCACUUACCUGAGUAAAAUUGGACUAGUAUAAUUUUAAGCUGAUUUCAUUAUUGGAAUUCGAGGCCUUGUUUAAAAAUCAUCAAAUUGUAAUAACGUGUAUUAACCUCCCCACAAAUGCCUGUUUGAUUUGCAUUGAUAACCCAGGCAGUAAGGUCUAGCACAAGAACAUCGGCUUUGGACAUGUACAUCUGGAAGUAUGCAAUGCUGUACAUCAUGGAAGUUAUACAAUGUGAUGUUGUAUCAAUAAAUUGGAUCUGAUGCAUCCUUUCCCC
Molecule: messenger RNA, 923 nt
Organism: Callorhinchus milii (elephant shark)
Lineage: Eukaryota; Metazoa; Chordata; Chondrichthyes; Chimaeriformes; Callorhinchidae
Gene: tpt1
Product: tumor protein, translationally-controlled 1
Cellular component (GO): cytoplasm
Molecular function (GO): calcium ion binding
Source: RefSeq, marked provisional